Cimex lectularius (bed bug) is the source of this 1905-nucleotide messenger RNA. RefSeq names its product glycerol-3-phosphate dehydrogenase [NAD(+)], cytoplasmic (gene Gpdh1). The record is from RefSeq and is a predicted model, not a curated record. The transcript is spliced from 9 exons. Gene Ontology annotation, molecular function: glycerol-3-phosphate dehydrogenase [NAD(P)+] activity; protein homodimerization activity; NAD binding. Gene Ontology annotation, cellular component: glycerol-3-phosphate dehydrogenase (FAD) complex; cytosol. Gene Ontology annotation, biological process: carbohydrate metabolic process; glycerol-3-phosphate catabolic process. The coding region runs from base 330 to 1403 and encodes 357 amino acids. NCBI's taxonomy places the organism in Eukaryota, Metazoa, Arthropoda, Insecta, Hemiptera, Cimicidae.
UAAAUCUUAUUUAUUUUGUUUAGAAAAGAAUGAAUCCACAUUAUAUUAUUUUAGAAGGGUUUGUAAUAAAAGAGAAGGUUUUAAAGUAGAGAAUGCUAGUAGUAUUUGAAUCAUGGUAGUGAUGGAGGCGGGAAUGGGCUUUUGCUUAUCAACAUGUGGACUUUACUCCCUCCCACCAACACACCAAACGUCCCUGAUAACUCCCAAGAGUCAGAACUCAGAACUCAAGACCCGAAGCAACAACAGGCACUUUUUCCUUUGGAACGGGACGGCGAGUAGCGUGACUUUUUUGCUUCCAGCCCGAAUUUCGCCACGAACAGCCCAUCGACAUGGCACCGAAAAAGAUUUGCGUUAUCGGCUCUGGAAACUGGGGAUCCGCUAUCGCGAUGAUCGUCGGCACAAACGCGAUGAAGGCCCUCAACACGUUCAACCAGACGGUCAACAUGUACGUCUACGAGGAAAUAGUCGACGGACAGAAGCUGAGCGACAUCAUCAACAACGAACACGAAAACGUCAAGUACCUGCCAGGGAGGAAAUUGCCAGCAAACGUUGUUGCAGUACCCUCACUUGAAAAUGCUGCAAUGGAUGCUGACAUUCUCAUCUUUGUGAUUCCACAUCAAUAUGUUAAAACAAUAUGCACGUGUUUGAGUGGACUAGUCAAGCCGACAACAAUCGCCAUCUCCCUGAUAAAGGGAUUUGAAAAGACUGAAUCGGGCAGUAUCGAGCUCAUUUCACACUUAAUACACGAUAUGCUCAAAAUAGAAGUGUGUGUACUGAUGGGGGCAAACCUAGCAAAUGAAGUCGCAGACGGGCAGUUCUGCGAGACAACCAUUGGCUGCAAGAACAGAAAAUACAAUGGAAUGUUAAAAGAACUUUUCGAAACACCAUUCUUCAGAGUUAGCAUUGUCGAUGAUGCUGAGACAGUUGAAAUUUGCGGUGCCUUGAAAAACAUCGUUGCUUGCGCUGCUGGGUUUUGCGAUGGAUUGCUACUAGGAGACAAUACAAAGGCUGCAAUCAUUAGACUGGGUCUUAUGGAAAUGAUCAGCUUUGUCAACUUGUUCCACUCGACCUCGCGCCUUUCAACGUUCUUUGAAAGCUGUGGUAUUGCUGAUCUUGUCACCACUUGUUACGGUGGGCGUAACAGGAGGAUUGCCGAGGCUUUUGUCAAAUCAGCGAAACCCCUGGCGGUUUUGGAACGAGACAUGCUGAAUGGGCAAAAGUUGCAAGGGCCAAUCACUGCAGAAGAGGUCAACGUGUUCCUCAAAUAUAAAAAUGCUGAGGAAAGGUUCCCACUUUUCACAACCGUUCACAAGAUCUGCAUAGGUACCAUCAAGGCAGAAAAACUUGUUGACUCCCUUAGAGACCACCCUGUUCACCAGCUUGGCUUGAAAAGCAAUUUGUAAGCCUGGAUUUGACCUCCAACUUGCAAACACCAAAGAGGUAGAGCGUGCGAGUUAUUAACAAGCUGAAAAUGAAGUUGUACCGUUCCUGAAUCAUAGGAACCAAAAGGUACUAGGUAGAAGACAUUGUAAAACUUGUUGUUCGGUUAAGGCGAACUUAAAAAGAAAACAAGCAUCUAUGUUUAAAAUUACUACAAUUAAUGUUAAGAAUUGUGAUUGUAAAUUGUACAUUAGGUUUGUAGUUAGUGGUCAUAAUGUAAUUUGUUCUUUUAGGAAAGUGCCAUCAAAACAAGAAGAAAAUAUAAUAAAAAUUGUAAGACUAAGAAAAAUGUUUUAUCAUAUUGUUUUCAAUUAGAUGUUAGUACUUUAGUUAGACCUGAUCUAAGUCUAUCUUGCUUCUUCAAUAUGACUUUUACAGAAAAGUUUAUCACUUAUACAAUAACAAAUGUGUAUAUUACAUGUACUGAGAAAAUCUGCUAUAUUAGCAUUCUGAUUUUUAAAAAAU